This is a messenger RNA of Quercus lobata, 1359 nucleotides long. Its product is annotated as UPF0481 protein At3g47200-like. Bases 1 to 1359 code for a protein of 452 amino acids. The record is from RefSeq and is a predicted model, not a curated record. The transcript has a single exon. NCBI's taxonomy places the organism in Eukaryota, Viridiplantae, Streptophyta, Magnoliopsida, Fagales, Fagaceae.
AUGGAAGGAGCAGUGGGUAUAGGAAUUCAUCAAGGAUCAAAUGCUUCAACAGAAAGAGAGAGUGAAAAUACUGAAAAUCAAAAGGAAGCAAACACUUCAAAUGAAAAUAAAAUUCAAAAUGAACGAUUGGUCGACGACCUCAAACUAAUGAUUGACGCGCCAGUGCCUCCAUUAUCAAUUGAAUGUUGUAUCAGAAGAAUUCCAGAUGACCUUCGCCAAGUGAAGGAACAAGCCUACACUCCUACGACUAUUUCAAUUGGCCCUAUUCACCGCUGCAAAAAUAAAUUUCAAAUCAUGGAAACGUGUAAAGUACGGUAUUUUAAGAGUUUCAUUUCCCAGACCAAGAUAAACUUGGAGAAUUUAGUAAGCACUAUAAGUGACAUGGAAGAAAGAAUUCGAAGUUGCUAUGUAGAGGCUACUUUGCCCUUCAUGCACAGUGAUGAAUUCGUGAAAAUGAUUCUGGUGGAUGCGGUCUUCAUUCUUGAGCUGUUCUAUAGAUAUAGUAAUAAUUCUUGGGAAAUGGACGAUCUUAUUUUAAGUGGCCAAUUAUGGUGUACAAAACGUGACUUGAUAUUACUUGAAAACCAGCUUCCAUUCUUUGUUCUUGAGAAACUAUUCGACCUUAUUUCUCCCUAUCGCUCAAACUCUUUUUCUUUCAUUCACCUUACCUUUGAGUUCUUUGACCAUUUCAAUGUUCAAAAAAUCCCUGAUAAUGUGAAAAUAGAACACUUCACUGAUUUGAUUAGAACCUUUCAAAUACCUCUACUAAUAUUCCUUCCAGAAAGACGAACUGAAAAGUUUACACUUUUGUUCUCUGCAACACAACUGCAUGAGGCAGGAGUGAAGUUUAAGGUGAGUUCAAGCAAAUGCUUAGCAGACAUAACAUUUGAAUUCACGAACGGAUUGUUGGAAAUCCCACGCUUAGAGCUACAUGAUGGGACGGAAACUCUUAUUCGAAAUGUUAUGGCAUUAGAGCAAUUUUGUUACCCGACAAACAAAUACGUUACGGAUUACUUUAUCUUCUUGGAUGACCUUAUCAACACUACCAAUGAUAUGGAUUUGCUUUGCAAUAAGAAAAUCGUGAUUAAUUAUCUAGGCAACAACAGUGCAGCAACAUCCUUUUUCAACAAUCUUAACACAAAUAUCUCAAUGCCAGGUGUUUACUCAAAUUACAAUCAUAUUUGUCAAGAUUUGAAUAAAUUCUGUGAGAAACCUUGGCACAAAUGGAAGGCAACGUUAGGGCAUCAAUAUUUUAGCACUCCUUGGAGAACUGCUUCUACCAUCGCUGCUAUUAUCUUUCUGGUGUUCACGUUCAUACAAGCAGUAUGCUCUAUUAUCCAAAUAGUGCCUAUUGUUUGA